Molecule: messenger RNA, 1829 nt
Organism: Diospyros lotus (date-plum)
Lineage: Eukaryota; Viridiplantae; Streptophyta; Magnoliopsida; Ericales; Ebenaceae
Product: protein JINGUBANG-like
Exons: 1
Coding region: 137-1468 (443 amino acids)
Molecular function (GO): protein binding
Source: RefSeq, a predicted model, not a curated record
AUUCGCUGCGACUCUUCAGUCUUCAUCGGCUUCUCCAUUUCAUACCACACAUUCACAGCGUUCCACUUUCUUUCUCUCUCUCUCUCUCGCCAGUCUCGCUUCUUCUCUCGAUUGUCUACGUACGUCUUUCGAACCCAUGACAAGCGAGGGAGGCGGAGCCGCCGCAGACCGCAACCUGUUGGUGGAGCACACCAGUUUCCGGCGCCCCAUGUUCGGCACCUUCCUCCACUCCGAACCCACCCUCUCUCUCGACCAAGACGAUACCAUUUUCGAUGAUUCCCAAAGUCCCCGAUCGUUCGAUGGGUUCUAUAACGGCGACGGCUCUCAUUCUCCCUUCUUCAUGUGGCCGCUCAACCACCCCUCGCCCUACAACAAGUCACCGUGGGUUCGGGCCUCGCCUUUGAUGCCGCCCGGCGAAUCCAAGAACUUGAUCGGCUCUCUUGUUCGUGAAGAAGGCCAUGUCUACUCACUAGCCGCCUCCGGCGGGCUGUUAUACACCGGCUCCGAUAGCAAAAACAUUCGGGUCUGGAAAAAUUUGAAGGAUUUUUCUGGGUUCAAAUCGAGCAGUGGAUUAGUAAAGGCCAUUGUCAUCUCCGGCGACAAGAUAUUCACCGGCCACCAAGACGGGAAGAUUCGGGUCUGGAAGUUCUCGGCCAAGAACCAGAAGAAUCCAUACAAGCGAAUCGGGAGUCUCCCCACGAACAUAGACUUUCUAAGAUCCUCGUUUAAUCCAAAGAGCUACGUCGAAGUACGGCGCCGCCGCGUGCCGUGGAUCAAGCACUACGACGCAGUUUCCUGCCUCAGCCUGGACGAGGAUCAAGGCCUUCUGUAUUCAGGCUCCUGGGACAGAACCCUAAAGGUCUGGCGAAUCUCCGACUCCAAAUGCCUGGAAUCCAUCACCGCCCACGACGACGCCGUCAACUCCAUCGUCGCAGGCUUCGAAGGCUUGGUCCUUACCGGCUCCGCCGACGGAAUGGUCAAGGUCUGGAGCCGGGAAUUACUGGGUAAGACCUCGAAGCAUACGCUCAUUCAGACCAUUCUGAAACAGGAGAGCGCUGUGACGGCGGUGGCCGUGAACUCUGCCGCGCAACUGAUAUACUGCGGCUCGUCGGACGGUUUGGUGAACUUCUGGGAGCGCCAGAAGGAGCUGACCCACGGCGGCGUGCUGCGCGGGCACAAGCUGGCGGUGCUUUGCCUGGCGGCUGCGGGGAGUUUGGUGUUUAGUGGGUCGGCGGACAAGAAGAUAUGCGUGUGGAGGCGGGUGGAGGGUGGGGACCACGUCUGUCUCUCGGUGCUCGGCGGCCACGUCGGGCCGGUGAAGUGCCUGGCGGUGGAGAAGGACCGGGAGCGGGAGGGGGCGAAAGGGGAGCAACGGUGGAUAUUGUACAGCGGGAGCCUGGACAAGUCAGUGAAGGUGUGGAGGGUGGGGGAGCAGCUGCCGGAUUUGAGGCAGUUGCAUUACGUGUGAGAGAUAUUGAGGUGCCGCCGGGAACGGUGGUGAUGGAUGGAAAAGGUAUGAUUUUGAAGCACGCGGGAUCUUAGAAACGUAGUAACGGUCCAGUCCCCCCAAUUAUUUAUGAAUACAGUGUGCGAUCAGAUCAGUGAUGAAUGAUGAAUCGACCCACCAUGCACGUUUCGAAGAAGAAUAAGAAACAGUGAAGUGGGUACUUUUUAGGAUGAGUAAUAGUAUUCAUCUAUAUAUAACAGAGAUAAAUAGCAGUUUAUGUGACCGUAUUUGAACUCUCCUUUAUCUCUAUUGAAGAUGAAUAACAUUAGUCUUUUAAGAUAUAAGAUUAGGUGCACCUCUCUCAAUUGUCAUUAUGUAAUAA